Diaporthe batatas is the source of this 4185-nucleotide messenger RNA. Its product is annotated as DNA-directed RNA polymerase. Lineage: Eukaryota; Fungi; Ascomycota; Sordariomycetes; Diaporthales; Diaporthaceae. The record is from RefSeq and is a predicted model, not a curated record. Gene Ontology annotation, molecular function: DNA-directed RNA polymerase activity; mitochondrial promoter sequence-specific DNA binding. The transcript has a single exon. Gene Ontology annotation, biological process: mitochondrial transcription. Bases 1 to 4185 code for a protein of 1394 amino acids. Gene Ontology annotation, cellular component: mitochondrial DNA-directed RNA polymerase complex.
AUGUUCAUCCGAACAAACGUUGCGAGGCAAAACUGCCGACUUGGCCGUUCUAUAGCACGACUGUCUAACAUAUCCGAACCGCGAUGCCACCUGCCCGCCACCCAAGCGACGGCCCUGCCUGCAAGCAGCCGCCUUGUCGCCACCAGCUCUUCGUCCCCGCCGCCCUGGCGAAGGUCCUCAGCUAGCCAUCCGACCUACUCCCCUGAGCGCGGGCUUGCUACAGUCGUGGGCGAUGCCAUGAACGCCCAAGGUGAAUCCCAGAGAAUCUAUGAUCUCAGGGCUUUCGAGCCGGCCAUGGCCACAAUCCUACGAGAGCCGACACGGCCGCCACCCGCCCCAAAAACGACCAACAAGGGAAUACCGGGCGACUUUGAGACUGCCCUCCCGGUCUUCGACGCCUGCCUGCAAGUUGGAAAGCUGGAGAGGGCUGGGGCAGUCCUGGCGCGUGUCGAAGCGAACGGCCAGGCUAGCCCAGAGGCUCUGAUGGACAUGAACAACAGAUAUCUCGAGGCGUGGCUGAAAGACCUCAAGUCAAACCCGGGGCUAGGCAAGGCUGAGGAUCUGCAUGCCUGGUAUGAGCUGCACAUCCACGGUGCUCAACUGCCACAGACACCCGACACAGUCGCCUACAUGCUGAAGGCAUCGCUGUUGACCACCCCCACGACGGAGAACCCGCAAGGUCUGUCGAGAUUGGAGAGACUUGUCAAGCGGUACAUGGAGAUGGUGACUCCGGAACAGGGGCUCAAAGUGCUCUACUGCAACGGCAUUUUGAACGACGCCGACGUUGCCACCAUAACCAGAUUCUAUCCCGAGUACAACAUCAAAUUCCAAUACACGGAGGAUGAUUCACCGAGCCUUGAAGAAAUCUCGCCCAACUCCUCCUUCCACACGGGCGACACAGUCGAGGCCACAGGGGACAAAGGCUCCCUGCCAGACGUACUCCCCACACCCCAAAAAGGCAUGGGCCUCCACUCGAUCAGGGCCACGCUCGAUAUCUUCCAAAAAAUGAGAGACGGCUAUGAUAUAUCGACUCUACCCUUCCACGAGAGACGGGAAUUCCAGUCACGGCUGGAGCGCGACUGCAUCGAUGUGGCUGUGGAGCGAUGGAGGCAAGAGCACGAUGCGCUGUGCCAGAAGGGUCUGGCCACAUCUAUAACUGCGCCAGCUCUCAACGCCCAUGUCUGGACAUGGCAUCAAGACCUGGAGCGCCGCAUCCAGAAGGAGUUUGAUGCGAUAGCGGAAACAGAGAAGCUGGCCAAGAACGGUGUACAAGACCUCGACCGCUGCGUGUAUGGCCCUGUUCUCCAGCAGUCCACGCCCGCACGACUAGCCGCAGUCACCAUUAUGACCACCAUAAGCUCCUUUGCCUUCACAGGGGCCGACAAGGGUCUUUUGACGAGCACCCUGGUGAACCACAUCGCGAAGAUUGUCGAAGAGGACAUCCAGUCCAAGUUACGGGUGGAGAAAGAGCAAAAGGAGGCCCGGAAGGCCAAGGCACAUCGACUACUGAUGAAGCAACUCGAGUCCAUGGGAGGCAUCGAGGCUGGCCCAGUGCAGGCUGACAACUUAUCGACGCCUGUUACCGAUGGACCGUCUCCCGAUAUUCUUCCAUCUACUGUUGCGCCAUGGUCGCUAUCUAUGAAGGCGAAGAUCGGGGCGAUUCUGCUUUCUUCGCUAGCCGAAGUACUCAGAGUGCCUGUCAGCCGCGAGCAUCCCGAGACCAAGGAGACGAUAACGGCAAUGCAGCCUGGACUGGUGCAUACCACACAAUUCAGAAAGGGCAGGCGUGUUGGCACAGUCAUGCCGCAUCCCCGGUUGAGUGAGAUGAUGCGCGAGGAACCUCGAGGUGAUUUCUUGGCAAGACACCUGCCAAUGGUUGUUGAGCCGUUGCCUUGGACUGGUUUCGAAAAGGGUGCCUAUCAGGAAUCCCCGGUACCUAUGGUCAGACUCAAGGCCGGCGAGAAAGAUCAACGACUGUACGCAGAGGCUGCCAUCGCGAAAGGUGACCUGGACCAGGUUGCCAAAGGCCUGGAUGUUUUGGGAAGAACAGCAUGGCGGAUCAACCGACCCGUGUUGGCUGUCUUCCUCGAGGUGUGGAACUCAGGUGAAGCUCUUGCCGAUAUCCCGCCACUGCACCCGCAGAUUCCGGUCCCCAAGGAGCCCGAGCCAUCCAGUGACUCCCUCGUGCGGCGCAAUUGGAUCAAGGAAAUCAAGACUGCCCAAAACCUCAAGCAGUCAUAUCACUCCGUCCGCUGUUUCAUGAACUUCCAACUUGAAAUUGCAAGAGCAUACCGGGACCAGGAAUUCUUCUUCCCUCACAACGUCGAUUUUCGAGGGAGGGCAUACCCCGUCCCGCCAUAUUUGAACCACAUGGGUGCGGAUCACGUCCGUGGUCUUCUCAGGUUUUCCAAAGGCAAAGAGCUCGGUGAGCGAGGCCUGGUGUGGCUCAAAGUCCAUCUAUCAAAUGUCUACGGUUACGACAAGGCCAGUCUCAACGACAGGGAAACCUUUACUAUGAAGAACCUCGACAACGUUUUUGACUCCGCCCGCAACCCACUCAAGGGUAAGAGAUGGUGGCUUGAAGCUGAAGACCCUUGGCAGUGUCUCGCGGCCUGCAUGGAGCUCACCGCUGCGCUGGAGUCUCCAGACCCGACCAAGUUCGUCUCGUCCCUCCCAGUACAUCAAGACGGAACCUGCAAUGGCCUACAGCAUUAUGCUGCCCUCGGUGGUGACUCGUGGGGCGCUCGUCAAGUCAACCUGAUGCCGGGCGACAAACCCGCCGAUGUGUAUAGCGCUGUGGCCGACAUGGUUAUCAAAGAGCUCGACGAGGACAUGGCGCGCGGGAAUGCAAUGGCAAAGGCGUUGCAUGGGAAGAUCAAGCGCAAGGUCGUCAAACAGACUGUGAUGACUAAUGUCUACGGUGUGACCUUCGCGGGAGCGAAGAAGCAGGUCUUGAAGCAGCUCGACGCUCUCUACCCCGAACUGCGAAAACAGUCAGGCAUCGACCCUCCGCUCCUUUCCAGUUAUGUAACCACGAAGAUCUUCAAGGCUCUAUCCACCAUGUUCCGAGGAGCUCAUGAUAUCCAGAAUUGGCUGGGGGAAAUCGGAGGCCGCGUGUGCCGUGCCCUGACGGCGGAGCAGCUCAAGAAGAUUGAAGAGCAAGGGCUUGAGCAACCCACAAAAGGCCAAGGCAAAAACACGAGCGAAACCAUCCUCUCGAUGAUGCGAUCAACGAUCAUAUGGACGACGCCUCUUCGAAUGCCAAUUGUCCAGCCAUACCGGAAAACUAGCAGCACGGUAAUCACAACCUGCAUGCAAACCCUCGUGCUUAAUAAGCCAGACCGAUUCGACCCUGUGAACCGUCGCAAACAACUCCAAGCAUUCCCGCCCAACUUCAUUCACUCUCUUGAUGCCAGCCACAUGAUCUUGUCUGCGCUGGAGUGUGAUGCACUCGGCCUCACGUUCGCAGCGGUGCACGACUCCUUCUGGACGCAUGCUGCUGAUGUCGAUACAAUGAACACUGUCCUUCGUGACGCUUUCAUUCGCAUCCACAGCGAGGAUGUUAUCAAGCGCCUGGCCUCCGAAUUUGAGGUCCGCUACAAAGGAGGCUUGUACAUGGCACAAGUCGAAGCGUCCUCGGCGGUGGGCAAGGCCAUCUUAAAGUGGCGUAAAACAAACAAGACCACAUCAUCCACUCUGAGAGCCGAGUUGCUGCUUGAAAAACAGAGGCUUGACCUUCUCAGCUCCCCCAACGUAGCGGACCAGAAGAAGGGCCAGAAGAUGGUCACCCCAGGGAAAAUCUACGAGGAGUUCGCUUCGGAGCAGGACGUUGUCAAAGAGGAUAUGGGCGGCACGACACUCGGAAGCCUGUCCGCCACUACCACAAAAGCGAAAAGCGCCACUGCGGAAGAGACCGACGAGCUGGCUGAGGAGGCGGAUCUUGAUGAGAUGGACGGCGAGACGGUCUUAGAGGCUGAGACUGACGCUCCCUCUGCUGAGCCUGACUUCCAGAAGUUUUACACCACUGUGUCACACUUUGAGGAGAAGUUGACCGGGGCACGUCCUAGGACGCAGAAGGUGAAGAAGUACAUAUCACUUUGGAGCCCGCUCACAUUCCCCGACAUCCCCGAGAAAGGCGACUUUGACGUCAAUAAGUUGAAGGACAGCGCAUACUUCUUUUCAUGA